Colias croceus (clouded yellow) is the source of this 723-nucleotide messenger RNA. Its product is annotated as chymotrypsin-2-like. Lineage: Eukaryota; Metazoa; Arthropoda; Insecta; Lepidoptera; Pieridae. Bases 1 to 723 code for a protein of 240 amino acids. The record is from RefSeq and is a predicted model, not a curated record. Gene Ontology annotation, molecular function: serine-type endopeptidase activity. The transcript has 4 exons. Gene Ontology annotation, biological process: proteolysis.
AUGUUCAGCGACCCUUACACUAAAAUCAUUGGAGGGGAGGACGCGUCAGAUGGAGCAUUUCCCUAUCAGGUAUCAUUGAGGUCGAUAUAUAAGAAGGAGAACCACUUCUGCGGUGGAUCCAUUAUCAGACCGACAUGGGUAUUAUCAGCUGCUCAUUGCACACAAAGAAUUCGUCCAACAUCGAUAAUAGUAGUUGUGGGAUCUAACUUAAUAUCUUCAGGUGGUACGGUAUAUAAUGUGACUAAAAUCAUAAAUCAUGAGGAUUAUAAUCCAGGGACAAUAUCUGAUGAUAUUUCGCUUCUUAAAAUAGCAGGUGAAAUCAGUUUUAACUCCAAAGUGGCUCUCAUAGCCCUGCCAGACGAGCCCACGCAACCUAAUACUGACUCUGUAUUAACAGGAUGGGGAGCAUUCAAUAAUGCGCGAACAAAACCUGAUAAGCUACAAGUGCUUUACGUACAGAUAAUACCGGUUCAAGAGUGUAAAGAAGUUCUGGAGAAACAGUAUAGAAAAUAUCCGGUAUCAACUAAAAAUAAUGUUUGCACUUUAAAAGAAAGAGGGAAGGGUGCUUGUUUUGGUGACUCUGGUGGUCCACUAGCAGCUAAUAACAAGCUAAUUGGUGUCGUGUCGUGGGGAAGUCCUUGUGCCAAUGGAUUACCUGAUGUCUUCUCAGGCGUUUUCGCGUAUCGAAAUUGGAUCCUUACCAACAUUGCUAAUAAUGAAUAA